ACUCUUAUGGCAUUUCACCUUGGAGCUGUUUUUCUCAAAUAAUUCUCUUACAUUGUUGGAUUGAAACGAAGUUGGGAUUCAUUUGCGACUCGGCCGCGUUGCUCGUCGGGCUACUCUCAAAAAAACUCCAUAACACACCAUGGACGCCUCUUUCAAGGACAAGUCAGUUCAACGGAAAUUGAGUUACAUCAUGGAUAGCCCCAAAGCCUCCAACAAGGAAAUCUUGCUGUUCAGUAUGCCAGAGGAAGUUGGUGCACUGGCAAAAGCUUUAAAAAUAUUCGAGGACAACAAGGUGAAUCUGCUUCACAUUGAGUCCCGCUCGUCCAAGCGUUCAAUCGGAGAUUACGAAUUCAUCGUCGAGAUUGAUACUCUUUUGGGGGACGUGGCCGGCGCCCUGGAACAACUCAGGAAGCAAUCCUCUUACUUCCAGAUCAUAUCACGCGAUCACAAGGAUGGAAACGAGGAGACUAUUCCCUGGUUCCCCGGUCGCAUUCAAGACUUGGAUCGAUUCGCCAAUCAGAUUCUGUCUUAUGGCUCCGAGCUCGAUGCUGAUCAUCCUGGAUUCACCGAUCCCGUCUACCGUGCUCGUCGCAAGGAAUUUGCAGACAUUGCAUUCCACUACAAAUACGGCGAGAAAAUCCCGCAAGUGGAGUACACUCCCGAAGAGAUUGCUACAUGGGGAACCAUCUAUCGGCAACUGACGAAACUUUACCCAACUCACGCAUGUCGUGAAUUCAAUCACAAUUUCCCGCUACUGAUUGAAAACUGCGGCUACAAGGAGGAUAAUAUCCCCCAACUGCAAGACAUUUCCGAUUUCCUUCAUGAUUGCACUGGUUUCACAUUGCGUCCGGUGGCUGGAUUACUAUCGUCGCGUGAUUUUCUUGCUGGAUUGGCAUUUCGUGUGUUCCACUCGACCCAAUACAUCCGCCACGGAAGCGUACCAUUGUACACGCCAGAACCAGACAUCUGUCACGAACUCUUGGGUCACGUUCCGCUCUUUGCCGAUCCAGAAUUUGCUCAAUUCUCCCAAGAGAUUGGAUUGGCUUCUCUAGGCGCGCCCGAUGAGUUCAUUGAACGCUUGGCCACGUGUUAUUGGUUUACUGUCGAAUACGGAAUGUGUCGUCAAGGAGGCGAAUUAAAAGCGUACGGAGCUGGCCUGCUGUCAUCUUUUGGUGAACUCGAGUAUUGUCUGACGGACAAACCGGAAAUCCGACCUUUCGAGCCAGCCAAGACGGCUUUGCAAAAAUAUCCCAUUACUUCUUACCAACCACUCUAUUUCGUAUCAGAGAGCUUUGAGGAUGCUAAAGAAAAAAUGAUCGCGUACGCCAAAACAAUCCCGCGGCCUUUCAGCGUUCGCUACAACCCGUACACGCUCAACGUCGAGAUUUUAAAUUCGAAGCCGCAAUUGGAAAAUUUAUUGAAAAACAUCAACUGGGAAAUAACACGGAUCACCGACGCUCUAUGCAAAAUGCGCUAGGAUAGAGUUUUAUUCCCUUUCAUUUAGUUCAAUAAUAGCUACUACGUGAUAGUAUUAUAUGCCUUACAUCCAUUUUGUGAGGGGUUGUGGCAUUUUUAAUGUAACCCGCUGCUCUUUAGAUUUACACGCAACACAACUUUGUUAUCUUCGCUAUCGUCAAUCGUCUUCAAAUAAAUAGAGAACUUUGCUACAACCACCCAAAAGUUCCAACAUUCAAAUUUGAA
Daphnia carinata is the source of this 1701-nucleotide messenger RNA. RefSeq names its product protein henna-like. Gene Ontology annotation, biological process: L-tyrosine biosynthetic process; L-phenylalanine catabolic process. Lineage: Eukaryota; Metazoa; Arthropoda; Branchiopoda; Diplostraca; Daphniidae. Gene Ontology annotation, molecular function: phenylalanine 4-monooxygenase activity; iron ion binding. The coding region runs from base 140 to 1477 and encodes 445 amino acids. The transcript is spliced from 8 exons. The record is from RefSeq and is a predicted model, not a curated record.